GGCUCUAGGGUCCCUGAACUCUAGUUUCAACACCUACCACCCUUCCUUUCGAGGGUCUCUGGACCCUGGGCAGAAGGAUGGGCUGGCCUUCCUGCUGAGGCCACCACCUGCUCCCUUUACCAGGGAGAAUGGCCAGGACCAGGCCAGCUAGCUGCACAGAGUGUGUGCUGCACCAUGUCCCCUGGCCCUCACCCACUGGGGGCUCCAGAACUGAAACAGAUAACUGACCCCCCCAUGGCUCUGCUUAGCAGGGGUGCCCAGCUCUACAGUCCAUGGGGGCGGGCAGAAGGAAGGAGCUUAUUAGGGUGAUAAAGAUCUGGGGGCCCCGCCCAGACCCCUCCCCCAACUUCCCUGGGGCUGUGGCUCAGGCUGGACUGGCUCCCCCACCCUGAAGUCUUCUUCAUCCAAGGCAUCUUCCACCCGCCCUCUCAGAGGGAGGCCAAGUGCCCUGCCUCCUGCUCCUCCCUGCCGGCUCCCAGAGGGCUUGUAGCCCAGACACCUGCUCACCAGCCGGGAGCACGUCCUCAUCGCCACCUGCCUGGCUCCCAUCCUGGCCUCUGAGGGCAGCAGCUUCUCCAGGUUCUGGGCUGCUGGGGGGGCCAGUCAUCCCUGCCUCACCUUAUUACCUUGGGAGGCUGGCCCUUUCCACUCCUCUGUGUCUGGCUUCCACAGUCUGGCUUGGGCCCCUGUGCAGUACUCCACAGUGUUUGGGAUUGAGCUCCCCCUCUUCCUGCCACCUGAAGAACAGCCAUGGCCACCUACAAAGUCAAGGUGGCCACCGGUGAUGACUUCUUGUCAGGAACAAUGGACUCGAUCUCACUGACCAUCAUAGGGACCCAAGGAGAGAGCCACAAGCAGCUGCUGAACCAUUUUGGGAGGGACUUUGCAACUGGGGCGGUGGAUAAGUACACUGUCCGGUGCCAGCAGGACCUGGGGGAGCUCAUCAUCGUCCGCCUGCACAAGGACCCAUACUCCUUCUUUCCUAAGAACUCCUGGUACUGCAAAUAUGUGCAGAUCUGUGCACCCAAUGGCCGCGUCUACCACUUCCCUGCCUACCAGUGGAUGGAUGGCUACGAGACCCUGUCUCUGCGGGAGGCUACAGGAAAGACAAGAGCAGAUGAUACACUCCCAAUCCUUCUGGAGCAUCGGCAGGAGGAGAUCAGAGCCAAGCAGGACUUAUACCACUGGAGGGUCUUCGUCCCUGGCCUGCCCAACUACGUGGACAUCCCCAGUUACCACCCUCCGGUCCGGAGAAACCCCAACCGGCCUGAGUGGAAUGGCUAUAUCCCUGGAUUCCCAAUUCUCAUCAACAUUAAGGCCACCAGGUUCCUGAACUCAAAUCUGCGCUACUCCUUCAUCAAGACGGCCUCCUUCUUUACUCGCCUGGCUCCCAUGUCACUGAAGCUCAAAGUCCAAGGCCUGCUGGACUGCAAACAGUCGUGGAAGAGACUGAAGGACAUUAAGAAAGUUUUCCCUUUCUAUAAGACUGUCAUCUCCGAAUACGUGGCUGAGCACUGGACAGAGGACAGCUUCUUCGGGUACCAGUACCUCAAUGGCGUGAACCCAGGUGUGAUCCGCCGCUGCAUGCGGAUUCCAGACAAGUUCCCCGUCACAGACGACAUGGUGGCCCCGUUCCUGGGCGAAGGAACGUGCCUGCAAGCAGAGCUGGAGAAGGGGAACAUUUACCUGGCAGACUACAGGAUCUUGGAGGGCAUCCCCACCACUGAGCUCAAUGGCCGGAAACAGCACCAAUGUGCCCCUCUCUGCCUGCUGCACUUUGGACCGGAAGGGAACAUGAUGCCUAUCGCUAUCCAGCUCAGCCAGACCCCUGGACCCAGUAGCCCCAUCUUCCUGCCCAGCGACUCUGAAUGGGACUGGCUGCUGGCCAAGACGUGGGUGCGCAAUGCUGAAUUCUACUGCCAUGAGGCCAUCUCCCACUUGCUAGGGACCCACCUCAUUGCUGAGGCCUUCUGCCUGUCUCUGCUGAGGCAGCUUCCCAUGUGCCAUCCCCUCUACAAGCUCCUGAUCCCCCAUACCCGAUACACCGUCCAGAUCAACUGCAUCGGGCGGGCCCUCCUCCUCAAUGAGGAGGGGCUGUCUGCCAGGGGCACAGGUCUGGGCGUGGAGGGCAUUGCUGAGGUGAUGGUGCGGGCUCUGUCGGAGAUAAACUACGACAGAAUGUACCCCCCCAACGACUUCAUGGAGCGCGGGGUUCAGGACCUGCCGGGAUAUUACUACCGUGACGACUGCUUGGCAGUGUGGGACGCAUUGGAGAGGUUUGUGACAGAGAUCAUCACCUACUACUACCCGUGUGACGCAGCUGUGGAGGGUGACACGGAACUGCAGUCCUGGGUGCAGGAGAUAUUCAAGGAGUGCCUACUAGGACGUGAGAGCUCAGGCUUCCCCAAGUGCUUGCGAACGGUGCCUGAGCUGAUCCGAUAUAUCACCAUCAUCAUCUAUAUCUGCUCCGCCAAGCACGCAGCCGUCAACACAGGGCAGCUGGAGUACACCUCCUGGAUGCCCAACUUCCCGUCAUCAAUGCGGAACCCACCGAUGCAGGCCAAGGGGCUGACCACUCUGGAGACCUACUUGGACACGUUACCAGAUGUGAGGACUACGUGCAUCAUCCUGUUGGUGCUCUGGACACUCAGCCGGGAGCCCGACGACAAGAGGCCCCUGGGCCACUUCCCCGACAUCCACUUCGUGGAGGAGGUCCCUCGCCGGAGCAUGGAGGCCUUCCGCCAGCGCCUCGACCAGAUCUCGUACAACAUCCGCCAGCGCAACAAGGGCCUCGCCAUCCCCUACUACUACCUGGACCCCGUGUUAAUCGAGAACAGCAUUUCUAUUUAGGACAGUUCUUUUUGCCUAGCUUCUCCCUGCCCUGUGCCUGACUAUUAAAAAAACAAAAAACAGAAAAACCCA
Messenger RNA from Phyllostomus discolor (pale spear-nosed bat), 2922 nucleotides. RefSeq names its product arachidonate 12-lipoxygenase, 12R-type. Gene Ontology annotation, biological process: lipid oxidation; linoleic acid metabolic process. NCBI's taxonomy places the organism in Eukaryota, Metazoa, Chordata, Mammalia, Chiroptera, Phyllostomidae. The transcript has 15 exons. Gene Ontology annotation, molecular function: protein binding; arachidonate 12(S)-lipoxygenase activity; iron ion binding. The record is from RefSeq and is a predicted model, not a curated record. Gene Ontology annotation, cellular component: perinuclear region of cytoplasm. The coding region runs from base 751 to 2850 and encodes 699 amino acids.